CAAUCACGGUAUUAUGAGUGAUGUAAACAUUUAGAUUCGGUAUAGAGUAAAAUUAGUUGCUAAUUUCUAGCAGUUGGAUAGGUGACUUGUUACUGUCGCGACGACGCGUUACAUAGUAUCUCGACAAGUACUGAAUAUUAAUAAAUCGUUUUUCUAAUAAACUAUCUUAAACAUUAUUUUAACCGUGUUAUAUACGAACUAGGAAGUAACGAAAGAAAUCGAAUGAUUUCAAUAGUGGUAUGAACGUAAACGUAAGCCUCUCCUGAUAGUCUUUCUAAGAAUGGAAUAUCGUGAGUAGUGGAUUCGCAGCACGGUCGUUUUGUAUUAGUAUCGUUCAUUUCAAUAGAUUAACGAACUCUUUAUGUAAACAUGCCUAACGUUUGUAUUUUGUGUGCGAAACUAAAGCCCAAAAAUCCGAGUUCCACGGUAUCUUUUCACUUAUUUCCGAGGUGUCCGAAAAAGCGGCAGUUAUGGAUCAAACGGUGUAAAUUAACAAAUAAAGAAGUUUUACCGAACCAUAAGAUUUGUUCACUACAUUUUAAGCCAACAUGUUUCAAAUCCAAUGUAAAAAGGCGGAUACUGUACCCAGAUGCUGUACCAACAGUUUUUGGAAAAGGCCAAAUCAAAAGAACAGAUCUGCCAUUUAAAACAUUGAAAGAAAAAUCAAAAAAUCAUAAGAAGUCUAAUAAUUGUAUUCUAUGCGUGAAAUCAGUGCUAAAAUAUUAUCCCAGUUUCAAGAUAUCUUUACACUUAUUUCCAGCAUGUCCAAUAAGACGGAAGGUAUGGAUUAAUCGUUGUAAAUUAACAAACCAAAAAGUUCUACCAAACCACAAGAUAUGCUCAUUACACUUUGAGCCAACAUGUUUCAAAUCCACUAAAAAGAGGCGGAUACUUUACCCAAACGCCAUACCAACAAUUUUCGAAAAAGGCCUUGUCACAAAAAAGAAAUUGCCUACAAGAAUUGUGAAAGGAAAAUUGAAAGAUUGUGAUAAGAUAGAUAUAGCACGUCAGAAUCAGCAGUCCCCUAAUAUGUUAGUAACAAAAACUACUAAAACAGGGAAUUUUAAUUCUAAACGUGAGUCUCGUGGUAUAUCACAAAUAAAAGUUGAUAAAGAAGUAUUUGGACCCAUGAAAAGUAUUACAACUAGUCGAAAAAGAAAAUUUGAUGAACUCAAUGAAACUGUUACAAAAGUAGCUAAAAAGUGAAAGUAUUCGACACCCUGCCUUAAACUGAUAGGACAACUAUGAACAAUGAAACAAAAAAAAAAAAAAAAAACCGCAGUCUAACUCUUGUUGACAUUUUAUUGGAUUACCAGAAAAUUAAUCAGAAUGUCUAUAAUUUGAAUACAAACUCGUGAGACGUGAAGUCGAUACAUGGUUGUUAAAUUUUUCAACAUCGAUUCCUCAGAAGUAGUAACAUUAUUAUAUUAUAUAAUAUAUAGUAUGUAUGACUAAAAUUGCAAUAAGUAUAAACCUUUAGAACUGUUUGUAUAUAUUUUUAGGCUUGAUUUCUGUAAAUUGUUUGAUAUAUACCUUUGCCCUAUUUUAAAUUAUGUGAACAAUAAUUGUGCUUACUAGAUCAACUCAAUGUAGAAUUUAAUGGCAUUGUUGACAGUACAACAGAAUAAACUAUUUUAAUUUUUAACUAAAAGAAUUUUUUUUGUGGAUAAGAUACAAUGAUAGUUGAAAAGAAUUAAAACAAAAUGGUAAUUUUUACAGUAUUGAUAAUUUGUCAAUGAAUCCACAAUACUUUGUAUUU
Molecule: messenger RNA, 1759 nt
Organism: Aphis gossypii (cotton aphid)
Lineage: Eukaryota; Metazoa; Arthropoda; Insecta; Hemiptera; Aphididae
Exons: 6
Coding region: 370-1206 (278 amino acids)
Molecular function (GO): sequence-specific DNA binding
Source: RefSeq, a predicted model, not a curated record